CUCGGUUUCUCUAGCGGUUAGUGGGCGAAGGUGGGGAGGCCGGCAGAACAAUCCAGUAGGACCAGGUGGUUCUCAGGGCCGUUGGCGUGACCGUGGUCGGCCUUUCCUGAGGUCUGAGGUACCAUGGAGAAUGGAAAGGGAGGGUCCAGAAAAGGCCGGAGGCUGGCAUCCAGUCGCCGGAGGCAGAUCCGAGAGCCAGCGGAUGGUCAGGAUACCCCCGCGGUCCCAGAGCCCGAGACCUGGCCGUCUCAUGCUGACGAAGAGCUGCAGUCCUUCUUCCGGGACUGUGGUGCCAAAGAGAGGGGCUUUGUCACCCGAGAGGACCUGGCGGAGGCCAAGUUCAGCUUCGUGGGGAGCGAGGAGCCGCAGAUGAUAUUUGACUGGGUAGACACCGAGAACAGGGGCCGGCUGUCGCUGGAAGAAUUCAGCUCUGGACUCAAAAAUGUCUUUGGCUCCAGCCCCAGUACCCACAGGCUCCGCAGAAAGCAGCCCACGCUCUCUCAACCAGUAUCUGCGACCUUCAGCUUGCCUGCCCUCGAGGAGGCCCAUGCCGAAGAGAAGGAGGCCUUCCGGGUGCUUGUAGGGCAGAUGGGGACCGGCCACUCCCUUUCUGAGCAGGCUGAGAUCUGGAAGCUGUGGGGGGAGCUGCAUCAGCAGGAGCCCCAGCUGGCAGGCAACUUGGAGGGCUUCCUGGCCAAGAUGAGCAGUCGUCUGCAGGAGGCUCGGACUGACCGGGAGGCCCUGGAGUGGACGCUGAGGAAGCGAGACUCUGACCAUCUCCACAACGUGAGGCAGCUCUAUGAGGAGACGGAGGAGCAGAUCCGCAGGGAGAAGCGGCAGCUGCAGGCGCAGAGUGACUCCCGGGGCAUGGCCCUCAGAACCCACAUGCAGGAGGCUCUGGAAGCCAAGGAACAAGAGGUUCAACGGUUGGCAGAGGGCCAGAAAGAGCUGGAGGCGCAGCUCCUCCACCUCAGCAGCACCCAGCAGGAGGCCAGCUGGGAGAAUCUGCAGCUAAGGGAGGCUGAACGCAACCUGGCUGGACAGCUGGAAGAGGUGCGGGGGCGGCUGCAGGUGACAAGGGGACAUCUGGAUACUGCCAGGGGCCGAGUGUCCUGGCAGGUAGAGGAAGAGCCAAGUGUCCCCAGAGAAAAUAAGAAGGCCCCGGACCCUCCAGCUGUCCCCACUGAGGAGGCCCCACUGCCUGAACUGUUUGGGGACAAUGAUGACUGGGACCAGCUCCUGAACACCUUUGAAGACCAUUCCCGCAGGACCCUGCAGCUUUGCUGGAGCCCACCCCCAACCCCGAGUGGCACCUCAGGCCCCCAGACUCCCCGAAUUGUUAGGCAGAUCUCCAUUUCCAAGCUGCCUGCUUUACAGCAGGAGCCAACCUCAGAUCCAGACCCGGGUCCAAGAAGCCCUGCCGGGGUGCCUCCCUGUACCAAAGAUAGGAGAGAGGUGGAGGACCCCGAGGGUCAGGAUGGACAGGAUGGCAGUUCUAAGCAGCCUGUGGACACCCCUGGCCUGGAAGCUAGACCUGAAUCCCCCUUCCUUUGGAGUCUGCCAGGAGCCCGGGCUGGGGAGUCUGAGAGCGUGGGAGCAGAGGCUUUCAGAGAGCAGCUUGCUUCUAAGGCUGAGCCUCCUCCUCAAGGGCUCCCUCCUCCUCAGUCCCCAGCUGGGUCCAGAAAACAGUCCCAGGCCCCAGACCUCGGUGACGAGAGCCUUUGGCCUGGACCUGAUCCAGCCAAGCUGCCCAUGGAAAGAGAGGUCCUGACAGAGGGCCUGAAGCUGGGAUUAGGGUCCCAGGGAGCCAUGAUCCUCCCUGAGGGGGCCGCAGAGCCCUCUUCCCCGAACCUGGAGCCUGUGGGCCAGGUACCCACAGAGACGCCAGUGCAGGGUGAGGCAUGCCUGGCUAGGCAGGAGAUUCAUCCUAGGGGUUUGCAAGAAGCCCAUGGCCAGGUCCUUAAGCUGGAUAGCCUGGCUACCCACCUCCGCCAGAGUCUGGAAGAGCUGCUGCCCAGGCCAGAGGAAGGAAACUCAGGAGGGAGAGGCCGGGAGGACCUGGGGUCAGAACAGGCCGAUGAGGCUCACAGCCUCGAAGCCAGGAACCCAGAAUCACCCCAGCGAGAUGAUCUGCAGGAGUCUGACACAUCACAGGCCCUUGCAGAGACAGAAGUCCCCGCUCCUGGCAAAGAGUCUCCUCCAAGAGGCUCUCCCAUCAUGGGGCCCCGGGCUGGGCUUGCAGUGGGAGCCCCAGAGACCACACAAGCCCCCCUCGCCUUGACUGAACUGGAAGCCCAGCCCAGGUCCAUGUCCAUGCCUGUUCAGGUGGAGAGCAAGCCAGGCACCCCUCAGCCCGCGGAGCCAGGGGCAGAGAGCAGGCCGGAGGACCCAGGAACAAACUCAGGGGAAGCAGAACUCACUGCUGGCAAGCCUCAGGCUGACCCCGACUACCUCUACCACGUCAUCUUCCUGGGGGACUCCAAUGUGGGCAAGACCUCAUUCCUACACCUGUUACAUCACGAUGCCUUUGCCACUGGGCUGACUGCCACUGUAGGAGUGGAUUUUCGCACCAAAACCCUGGUGGUAGACAACAAAAUCUUUGCGCUGCAGCUGUGGGACACAGCUGGACAAGAGAGGUACCACAGCCUCACACGACAGCUGCUUCGCAAGGCGGAGGGGGUGGUGCUCAUGUAUGACGUCACCUCCCGAGAGAGCUUCACCCACGUGCGGUACUGGCUCCAGUGUCUGCAGGAUGCAGGUGCAGAUGGGGUGGCCAUGGUCCUGCUGGGAAACAAGAUGGACUGUGAGGAGGAGAGGCAGGUGCCCACUGAAGCUGGGAGAGGACUGGCCCAGGAGCUGGGGGUCUCCUUUGGUGAGUGCAGCGCGGCCCUGGGUCACAACAUCCUGGAGCCCCUGAUGAACCUGGCUCGGUCACUUAAGAUGCAGGAAGACCGCCUGAAGGCCUCGAUGGUGGAAGUGGCCCACCAGCAGCCACCCAAGAGAGCUGGCUGCUGCCGCUGAUCGCUGGUCUGGUCCCGUCACGGACCGCCCCUUCCCAUGGCUUCUAUUCUGAUUCCUGGACACGGCUGUGACAGAGAAGCCCUGCAGGAGACAGGGUCACCUCUGCUCCCCUGAGCAAACAUGGCCGGGGUGGAUGGCAGGACAGUCUGGACACCUCACCCAGGGAAAAUAUCCCUAAAUCUUUUGUUCACCCCAGGUGGCAAGAUGUCGGGAUAUUCUAGUUUAAUUUCUGCUGUGAUAAAUACUACCAAAAGCAGCUCAGAGGAGAAAAGGGGGUCUUUCAGCUUACACUUCCAGGAACUGGAGUGGGAACCAUGGAGGAAUGCUGUUUGCUGGCUCACACACCUCCUAAUGCUUAGCUGGCUUUUAUUAGCCCAGGCCCACCUGCCUAGGGAUGGCGCCACCCACAGUGGACAGAGCUCUCCCGAAUCAAUCUUCAAGCAGAACAGUGCCCCCACAGACAUGCCCACCACGGGCCAGUCUGGUAAAGGCCAUCUUCAUGUAGGUUUCCCUCUUUCCUGGUGACUCUAGAUUGUGUUAAGUUGAUAAUAAAAACUAACCAGGGCACAGGACACAUGUGGGGGUGCUAUUUUUCCUUUUGAGUAUUUUUGGAUUUUCUUCAGUGCCUAGGGAUGCCUUGUCCAAUCGGGGCAUCAGACAUAGAGGAGGAAAUAAACCUUGCAGAGAGUCUGUUUGGUGUCAACUCUGAAUCCACACAGCCUGUCAGUUCCCACUAUGCCUGUGUCUGCCUCAGUUUCCCCAAUCAGAUGUGGAUUUCUUCCUGGCAGAAUCCGAUCCUGAGAGCAGUGACAUUCUGGUGGCCCUGAUAUGCCCUGAGCCCUCUGGCACUCCUAUGGAGGGUUGUACCAGGAUCCUGCUUCCUGCCCUGGAGCUCAGGGUCCUCAGUAGUAGGCACUGGAUGCCUGUGACUGGUGGGGCCUGGACUGCAGCACGGAAACCUGGUGGGAAGCUGGUUCCAGGGUCUGGGGGUGAGGGGGUGGGGUCAGGGAUGGCCUCUGAGUUGCGACAUCUCUGCCCAGCUGAGCGGUUAUCUCAGCACUGAAUAGAGAGUCCACGGGAACCGGGGGUUGAUGCUUUGCGCCUUUUUAGAGACAGGGUGGUGUUGAACUUGAGGAAGCCCCAGUGUUGUGCAGAACCAUUGGGAAUAAACAAAUGGAGAGUGGAGGUGCCGGGGAGUCUUAGCAAGAGGCAGGGGCAUUGCUUCGUUCUCAUCUGUUAGCCACGGUCCCCAUGCUGCAAGCUGGCACCUCUUUUUGGCUGUUUAGGGAAGCACCAGAGGCAAGGAGCUAGCACACAGGGCAGCGGUGAUACCCGGUCAGGUUCAGAAGGUUCUGGCAUCCGAUGCCACCAAGGAUGGGGUUAGAUGCCCUUCGAUACCUAUUCCCCUGAAGCCUGGAUGCAAUGACCCCAGCCACCAGGCUUGUUUUCUCCCAAGCUCCUCACAGGCUCUCCCUUACCUCACGGCCUUCUUCCAGACUCUCCCCCUUCUCCAGCAGUUCCAGGCAAAGGCACUCACAGUGGGAGGGGCAGGUCCUGCCAUGCCAAUGCUAUCUCUGGGGUCCAGCUUGGCAGGCCCGGACACCGUCAUUCUGUGGUCCAGGAAGCUAAUGAGGCCAGUAGCAGAACAUGACUCCUUGGAACCAGGCGAGCAGCCAGCCACUUUGUCUGGGGUGGGGGAUGAGGAAGAGCAGCCUCCAGGCAGCCAGCUCAGUUUCCCUCAAGGUGUGGUUCGGGGGAAGAGACACCUUUCAGAAACUUAACUCGGCAUGCUGGGUCCACCACGUGCCACAGAGCCCAGCUGUAUUGGGGAGUGAGCCCUUCUGGACAGUCAGCAAGCAGAUACCUGGAGCCCCAGUGGGCAAAUCAUAGCAGCAGGACUCAAGGUAGACCUCAGAGGGAACUGCCGGAGGUUCACACUGCAGGUGUUCAUUUCUCAGAGUACAGCAGCCUGGGGGGGGGGGGGGGG
This is a messenger RNA of Peromyscus californicus insignis, 5008 nucleotides long. It is a transcript of the gene Rab44, whose product is annotated as RAB44, member RAS oncogene family. NCBI's taxonomy places the organism in Eukaryota, Metazoa, Chordata, Mammalia, Rodentia, Cricetidae. The transcript is spliced from 14 exons. Gene Ontology annotation, molecular function: GTPase activity; GTP binding. Bases 124 to 3021 code for a protein of 965 amino acids. The record is from RefSeq and is a predicted model, not a curated record.